AUGGUAUUGUUGCCCAAUAAACCUGCUCCAGAAUUCAAAGGAAAUGCUGUGGUUAAUGGUGAAUUCAAAGAGAUCAGUUUGAAGGAUUAUCGAGGAAAAUAUGUUGUAUUAUUCUUCUAUCCAGCUGAUUUCACAUUCGUGUGUCCCACUGAAAUCAUCGCGUUCAGUGACCAGGUGGAGGAGUUCAACAGUCGAAAUUGUCAAGUGAUCGCCUGUUCUACAGAUUCUCAAUACAGCCAUCUUGCAUGGAACAAUUUGGAUCGUAAAUCGGGUGGAUUGGGUCAGAUGAAAAUUCCUCUGUUGGCCGACCGCACACAGGAGAUCUCCAGAGCAUAUGGUGUAUUAGAUGAGGAGGAUGGUAAUGCAUUCAGAGGUUUAUUCAUCAUUGAUCCGAAGGGAAUUCUACGUCAAAUCACGAUCAAUGACAAGCCAGUUGGACGAUCUGUAGAUGAAACAUUACGACUACUGGACGCGUUCCAAUUUGUGGAGAAGCAUGGUGAAGUGUGUCCAGUGAACUGGAAACGUGGUGAUCAUGGGAUCAAAGUUAAUAAAAAAUAG
Molecule: messenger RNA, 558 nt
Organism: Schistosoma guineensis
Lineage: Eukaryota; Metazoa; Platyhelminthes; Trematoda; Strigeidida; Schistosomatidae
Source: the annotation of a GenBank genome assembly